This is a messenger RNA of Cololabis saira (Pacific saury), 3167 nucleotides long. RefSeq names its product elongation factor 2b. Gene Ontology annotation, biological process: translational elongation. Gene Ontology annotation, cellular component: cytosol; ribonucleoprotein complex. The record is from RefSeq and is a predicted model, not a curated record. Lineage: Eukaryota; Metazoa; Chordata; Actinopteri; Beloniformes; Belonidae. The transcript is spliced from 14 exons. Gene Ontology annotation, molecular function: GTPase activity; ribosome binding; translation elongation factor activity. Bases 123 to 2699 code for a protein of 858 amino acids.
AGCUCCUCACGGCAGCCGGACCAGCAGAAGCGCCUCUCCUGUCACCGCCGGGACUGCCUGUCCUCAGAGGCAGCGUUUCCAGCAAUAAACCGUCACACAAAGACCCACAACCGGCCGGCAACAUGGUGAACUUCACGGUGGAUCAGAUCCGGGCCAUCAUGGACAAAAAGUCCAACAUCAGAAACAUGUCUGUGAUUGCCCACGUGGAUCACGGGAAGUCCACGCUGACUGACUCACUGGUGUCCAAAGCGGGGAUCAUUGCCUCGUCUCGGGCCGGGGAGACCCGCUUCACAGACACGCGCAAAGACGAGCAGGAGCGCUGCAUCACCAUCAAAUCAACAGCCAUCUCCCUGUUUUACGAGCUUGAAGAGAAUGACUUGGCGUUCAUCAAGCAGAGUAAAGAUGGAUGCGGAUUCCUCAUCAACCUCAUUGAUUCUCCGGGCCACGUUGAUUUCUCCUCUGAGGUCACCGCUGCCCUCAGAGUAACUGAUGGAGCCCUGGUGGUGGUGGACUGCGUUUCAGGUGUGUGCGUGCAGACUGAGACGGUGCUGCGGCAGGCCAUCGCUGAGCGCAUCAAGCCAGUUCUGAUGAUGAACAAGAUGGACCGGGCCCUGCUCGAGCUGCAGCUGGCGCCAGAUGAGCUUUAUCUGACAUUUCAGCGAAUCGUUGAGAACGUCAAUGUCAUUAUCUCCACCUACGGAGAAGAUGAGGGUGGACCCAUGGGGAGCAUAAUGAUCGACCCUGUUAUUGGCACAGUCGGGUUCGGCUCUGGCCUCCACGGCUGGGCUUUCACCUUGAAGCAGUUUGCUGAGAUGUAUGUGGCUAAGUUCACCGCUAAAGGAGUUGCUCAGCUGACCCCAGCGGAAAGGUGUAAAAAAGUGGAGGACAUGAUGAAGAAGCUGUGGGGAGACAGAUAUUUUGAUCCAAGCGUUGGCAAAUUUAGUAAGACUGCCACCGGUCCUGACGGUCAGAAGUUCCCUCGAACCUUUUGCCAGCUUGUAUUGGAUCCCAUCUUUAAGGUGUUUGAUGCCAUCAUGAAUUUCAAAAAGGAAGAGACGGCAAAACUAAUUGAAAAAUUGGAUGUAAAGCUGGACGUUGAGGACAAAGAGAAGGAAGGGAAGCCUCUGCUGAAAGCUGUGAUGCGUCGCUGGCUACCUGCUGGAGAAGCUUUGCUGCAGAUGAUCACCAUCCACCUGCCUUCACCCGUCACGGCGCAGAAAUACCGCUGUGAGCUGCUCUAUGAAGGGCCAGGAGACGACGAAGCUGCCAUGGGCGUUAAGAACUGCGAUUCCAAGGCUCCCUUGAUGAUGUAUAUCUCCAAGAUGGUUCCAACCAGUGACAAGGGUCGUUUCUACGCCUUCGGACGCGUGUUUUCAGGCUGUGUGUCCACAGGUCAGAAAGUGCGCAUCAUGGGCCCAAACUUCACCCCUGGAAAGAAGGAAGACCUCUACAUCAAACCUAUACAGAGAACUAUUCUGAUGAUGGGUCGGUAUGUGGAGCCUAUUGAAGAUGUCCCUUGUGGCAACAUUGUGGGUCUUGUUGGAGUAGACCAGUACCUGGUUAAGACAGGAACCAUUACCACCUUUGAACAAGCCCACAACAUGAGAGUGAUGAAGUUCAGUGUGAGCCCCGUGGUCAGGGUUGCCGUGGAGGCCAAGAAUCCCGCUGACCUGCCCAAGCUGGUGGAGGGCUUGAAGCGUCUGGCCAAGUCAGAUCCCAUGGUGCAGUGCAUCAUCGAGGAGUCCGGGGAGCAUAUCAUUGCUGGAGCAGGAGAGCUGCACCUGGAGAUCUGCCUGAAGGACCUGGAGGAGGACCACGCCUGCAUUCCACUCAAGAAAUCCGAUCCAGUGGUGUCUUACAGAGAGACAGUGUCAGAGGAGUCAGACCAGAUGUGUCUGUCCAAGUCUCCCAACAAACACAACCGUCUCUUCCUGAAAGCCCGUCCUUUCCCCGAUGGCCUGGCUGAAGAUAUCGAGAAGGGGGAUGUCGGUGCCCGGCAGGAGCUCAAGGCUCGUGCUCGCUACCUUGCUGACAAGUAUGAGUGGGAGGUGACAGAAGCCAGGAAGAUCUGGUGCUUCGGGCCAGAUGGAAUGGGGCCCAACAUGCUCAUAGAUGUGACAAAAGGGGUUCAGUACCUCAAUGAAAUCAAGGACAGCGUGGUGGCGGGUUUCCAGUGGGCAACUAAAGAGGGCGCGUUGUGUGAGGAAAACAUGCGUGCGGUCCGCUUUGAUAUCCAUGACGUGACGCUGCACACAGAUGCCAUUCAUCGUGGUGGAGGCCAGAUUAUUCCUACCGCUCGCAGGGUCCUGUACGCCUGUCAGCUCACGGCGCAGCCACGACUCAUGGAGCCCGUCUAUCUCGUGGAGAUACAGUGCCCGGAGCAGGUAGUCGGUGGGAUCUAUGGGGUGUUGAACAGGAAACGUGGGCAUGUGUUUGAGGAAUCCCAGGUUAUGGGAACGCCCAUGUUUGUGGUGAAAGCCUUCUUGCCCGUCAAUGAAUCCUUUGGGUUCACGGCUGACUUGCGCAGUAACACUGGAGGCCAAGCCUUCCCUCAAUGUGUAUUCGACCACUGGCAGAUUCUUCAGGGUGACCCCAGUGAUCCUGCCACCAGACCCUUCCAAGUACUCGCUGAAAUUAGGAAACGUAAAGGUCUGAAAGAGGGCAUACCAGCCCUUGACAACUACUUGGACAAAUUGUAAACGUCACCCCUGGAUUAUAAAUAUCAAAUCAAUACCAAACCCUACCCCAUGGGCACUUUAAAACCUUUGCACAGGCUUAAAGAUAAAUGACACAGUUUUUCCAUCACUCUCGAGUCCAGCACAGAAACAAAGCUUUAGUUGUAGGGUAGUGGAAGUGCUAAUGCUUUUUCUCAUUUCACAGCUACCGUACACCAAGUGCCUAGGGUGGGGUUUUGAGAAGCAAUUGGAUCAAAGGAGUUAUUCCUCAUUUCUUUUAUUCCUUCACACCGUCCCCCUUUACCUUCCAAUUAUCUGCCAGAUUGAGCCCAUCUGAUGCACUGUGAUACCGCUGCAAUAAUGCUUGUUUAAAUGGAUCAUGGCCAGAUAUAACCACGGAAGUCACAAUAAAGCGCCCCUAGAAGUCAGUCUUACUGGAUUGGACUUUUGCUCAGUGGAUGUAAUGAAUAAAAAAAAAAAAAAAAAAAACUC